GUAGCAGAGCGGACGCGUACGCUACGACGGUCGAGGUUCACGCCUGAAAAUCUGAAACUACGUGUAAUAUUAAUUCUUAUAGUUGUGUAAAUAAAAUGUGUCGUGGUUAGUGAGAUUUGUUGUGAUUAUAAUCUCAGAAGUUAUUCGUAAAUGCCUUUGACAGUUGUGAUAAUAAAAAUGUGGCAUAGAUGAUAAUUGGUGAUCAAAAUGGCGAUGGUGAUAUCUCAGACUACUAAGGCGGCAAUUGGAGGAUUUUUAGCUUUGAUGAUAUUGGGAGCUGUACUUGUUGUGGGGGCAGCCUUUGGAUGGUUCGAUCCAAAGAGGGAGGACGAGGACACGCCAGCGAAAAUCAGCGCGCGGCUUCAAGGGCGAACUUCAUAUGUUACGCAUCGAGCUGUGAAUCCAGAUGAAAACCGAUUACCCAUCGUUUCCCACUCUUCACCAUUUGUUCACAAAGGACAGAAAGGCGAUAGAUUAGCUGAGGACGGAGAUUUGGGACCUUCCGGAGCGGGAAAACCGGAACGGCCUAAUACCAAUAUAUCAUCUCAAUGCAAAUGCAGCAUCAACGACAUAUCCGUAAUGCUGACGAACAUACCAAGCAUGCGUGGCCCUCCAGGACCUCAGGGUCCAACUGGGGCAGAUGGUACUACCGGGGCACCUGGAAAAACGGGCCAAAUGGGAGAACAAGGACCACCUGGUCCAGCAGGACCAAAAGGUGACAGAGGAGAUAGAGGUGAAUCCGGUAUGCCAGGGGUUGAAGGGCAACAAGGUGCAAAGGGGGAGCCUGGAUCUGAUGGUACUCCUGGUCUUCAGGGCCCAUCUGGCCCUCCUGGGCCUCCUGGAUCGAUCACUCCAACGCUAAUGGAAUCAACGGGGUUGUACGGGGCUGAUAGGAUCCUUGGCCCUCCGGGGGACAGAGGUCCGAUGGGUCUCGCAGGUCCGCCCGGCGAAAGAGGAUAUACCGGCAAUAAAGGGGAGAAAGGAUUACACGGAUCCAAAGGGGACAAAGGGGAAAGGGGUUAUACGGGCGCGCGAGGCCCACACGGCGCGAAGGGCGAACGCGGCCAACCCAGUAAAGACGGGCUGCCGGGUCUCCCAGGCUCCCACGGCCGGCCGGCGGAAAAAGGCGAGAAAGGUGUUCGAGGCCUACCUGGGCCACCAGGGCCUUCUUUGACAGCGGUUUCUGAAAAUUCUGUUCUAGGAGAUCUUGCGAGAACAGGACCACGAGACAUCGCCAAACUCAAGGGCGAUAAGGGAGAACGAGGCGAAAAGGGCGAAAAAGGAAUGCGUGGUAUUGAAGGUCCACAAGGAUUUCCGGGUAACGAUGGAAAGGCGGGGGACCGCGGAGAUAUUGGUCCCUCAGGACUCCCUGGGACGCAAGGUGCUUCAGGGUUAACUGGGCCCAAAGGUGAUAAAGGAGAUUCUGGCCCCCCGGGUCCUGUUGCCAUAUCUAGAGAAGAAGCUGUCAUUAUGACGAAGGGUGAUAAAGGUGAACCGGGACCUAGGGGAAAAAGAGGUCAUCCUGGAGCUCCUGGACCAAGAGGGGCGCCAGGUCUACCUGGUCCCCCUGGCAUUCCUGGUACUAAUGGAGUAUCUGGGGACAUUGGACUGCCUGGGUGGACUGGUCCACCUGGGAUUGCCGGCCCUUCGGGCACUCAGGGUCCAAAAGGCGAAAAGGGGGACCCGGGAAUUGCUUUAGCGGACCUUGAAAAGUUAAAAGGUGAUAAGGGUGAACGUGGUAUAGAUGGAACACCAGGUGCAGCUGGGAAGGAUGGGCCCAGAGGUCCACCUGGACCUCCAGGUACUUCUUCAAACGUUCAGUACAUCCCUGUACCAGGUCCACCCGGGCCCCCGGGACCGCCAGGAACAAGUAACACGAACGAACUUCCAUUGGACACUUUGACAGAUAGCCCGGGAAUUAAUCGUCUUGAAACAACGGCAGGAAAACCACGUGACGCUCUGCAAAUACUUCGAAAUUUAAAUAAUUUGAUGCAGUAUCGACAAGGAGCAUACCAUUUCGCGGAACCUUUAGAUUCCCUUAGUGAAAGUGGUGAUUAUGACGACGAAGAGGAUGGAAGGACCAUAAUUGGAACUGUCUUAUUCAAAACCACGGAUUCAUUAUUACGGUUGGGUGCAAAGAACCCCCGUGGUACUCUGGCAUAUGUCAUUCAAGAGCAAGCACUGCUUAUUCGCGUAAACAAUGGAUGGCAAUAUGUUUCAAUGGGGUCCCUGUUGGCUGUACACAACUCACCUGGCAACGGGCCCACUCGAACGCCGCUACAGAAUAUUCUAGAAACUUCUAGUUUAGUGCAUCACAAGAGUCCCGUGGGAGAAGGCCCAGUGCUUCGUCUAGCUGCGUUGAAUGAACCUCACACGGGUGACAUGCACGGAGUAAGCAGCACCAAUUACGAGUGCCACAGACAAGCACAGAGAGCCGGCCUCGAUGGCACUUUCCGUGCUUUCAUCUCUUCAAGGGUACAAAACAUAGAUUCAAUAGUGAGUUGGGUUGAUCGUGAAAUACCAGUUGUGAAUAUACGCGGCGACGUGCUGUUCAACUCUUGGGGAGAGAUGUUCGACGGUUCCGGUGCAUUAUUUGCUCAUGCACCGCGAAUUUACAGUUUUAGCGGGAAAAAUGUGUUGACUGACCCUGGCUGGACACAAAAAGCAGUAUGGCACGGCGCAAGUCCGAACGGUGAACCAGCGAUGGAUGCCUACUGUGACGCAUGGCACAGUAGCAACCCAGAGAAGUUCGGCCUUGCCUCCUCACUGCGCUCCAAUAAAUUGCUAGAUCAAGAGACAUAUUCGUGUAGCUCAAGGCUGAUCGUAUUAUGUAUUGAAGCCACGCCCGUUGACACAGCCAGAAGAAAAAAACGAUCCAAGUAUCGCACAGACAAAUUGCAUUUUCUGAAAGACAUCGAACAACGGAACGAAACUAGAAUUAUAUAGAUGUUGAAUUUUUAUUUAUUACAUUGUUGUGUUUAAGGAAAGAUAUUCUUAAAUAACAAACCUUUAGUCUUUGAUAGUGGAUUUGUGGGACUGUAAGAUUCUAUUUUUAUUUAAAAAAUCAAAUAAAUAUUGUCUAUGUCUCUUAUUAGAACAUGAUAUAGAGAAAACCUUUCAUUGGUCACAUGUUUGUUUGAAUAGGUUCCAAAACUUGAAAAAUAAUCUAUAGUUAGUCCCUAUAAAAUCUUUGAAAAUGUGAUCCAAGAUAUAAAAUGAAUAAAAAUCAUAAGCUGUCAUGCACAUUUUUGGCUAUGAAAUCUUCAGUGAAAAUAGAAGGUUCUUAAUCAUAAUCUGUAAUUCACAAAUUUAUUGAGAGUUAUCCAGUUAACUUACUGUGUUUUUUUAAUGUAUUGAUAUUGCACAAUCGACAUGUUAGUAACAACUUAUGUAUAACAAAACACGUGUUACUAUAUAAUGUUGUAGUUUAAUGGAUAUUUCAUUCAAAAUGCGAGCAUUCUUGUGAUCUAAAGAAAAACAUGGGGAAGAAUCCUACUUAAAAUCAGACGUGCAGAAACGGCGGACAUGAACUUGACGGAAAUGAACACUUAUAAGUUUUCAUCACAACUCUAAGUAAUAAUUAUGUUUCGUAUUAUCUUUACAAAAAAUGAGUUUUUAUGUUUUCAUAGCUAAUUUUUGUAACUUUUAUGUUAUAGUUAUAUUAUAAGAUUUGGUGAUUAAUCUUUCUUUAAUCACAACAGUGAGUAUUUGUGAAGACUGUAAAUAUUUUAUAUUGUAGGACUUAUCAGCAAAUCCGGUGGAGCAUAUCGACAAUACGAAUCGCUCUUUAAUUUAUUAACACUGCCUCCGACUACAGAAAUUUUAAUUUAUUUCAGCUGUUAAUGUAAGUAAUGAUAAAAAAAAUCAAUUAAAAUUUAGAAGUAUUUCUUUGAUCUAAGAUAAUUAAGCUUCAUUUGUGCCAAAUUCAUUUACAGUUCAAAUCCUAAUUUGUAACCGGAAAACUAUAAGUAGUCUUAUAUAGAAUUUUGAAUAUAAUAUCGUAUUUAUCUUUUCCUGAUUUCUU
Molecule: messenger RNA, 4024 nt
Organism: Pieris brassicae (large cabbage white)
Lineage: Eukaryota; Metazoa; Arthropoda; Insecta; Lepidoptera; Pieridae
Gene: Mp
Product: collagen alpha-1(I) chain
Exons: 24
Coding region: 208-2946 (912 amino acids)
Source: RefSeq, a predicted model, not a curated record